Nicrophorus vespilloides is the source of this 2328-nucleotide messenger RNA. It is a transcript of the gene IFT54, whose product is annotated as TRAF3-interacting protein 1. Gene Ontology annotation, biological process: cilium assembly; intraciliary transport; regulation of microtubule cytoskeleton organization. The transcript has 6 exons. Gene Ontology annotation, cellular component: axoneme; ciliary basal body; centrosome. NCBI's taxonomy places the organism in Eukaryota, Metazoa, Arthropoda, Insecta, Coleoptera, Silphidae. Bases 219 to 1850 code for a protein of 543 amino acids. Gene Ontology annotation, molecular function: microtubule binding. The record is from RefSeq and is a predicted model, not a curated record.
AUUACAGCAUACAAGUUGAUACAAGUCAUUAUAAUAAAAAUGGAGACAGUAGGAAAUAUUUUUUUAUUUGCGCAAUGCAGAAAGAUUCGUAUGAUUCAAACAUAUUUAACUCAUGUUGUUUUAUUCCAUAUAGGUAUAAUUUAAUAUGGUACUUCCGUAUAAGUUACCUUAGCAACGGAAAUGUGCAUUCAAAUACAAACAAUUACUGACAAAACGCAAUGGCUGAAGAAAUAAGUCCUGAAAUUAUAUCAACUACUCAAAAGUCUUUGGGAAAAUAUGUGAAAAAACCGCCGCUUACUGAGAAAUUAUUAAAGAAACCACCGUUUCGUUUCCUUCACGAUGUUAUCAACAGCGUGAUUAGGGAAACGGGUUUUCUUAAAGGCCUAUUCAGUGAUUCCGAGUUGCUAUCAGAUAACGUGAAGGAUAGGGAAAACAAGUUGGCUUUUCUUAAUAAACUAAUAACGGCUGUUAAAUCUAUAAGUGGCGUUGAUCUGCAAGUGAGAGCAAGUAAAAUUAUAGCUGGUUUGGAGCCUGUAGAAACAAAUAAAUUAUUGCAGAGCAUUGCUACUUGCAUUGACAAGAAACUAGAUAGCAGAGAGUAUGUAUUGCAACUCAAAAAAGCAAAGCGCGCAGGAACCGAGAAACUUAAAAAGGUAUCGUCAAAAUCGAGCAAAGAUUCUAAAGAGGGUAAAUCUAAGAAAGAUACGUCAAAGACCUCCUCUACCUUGAAAGUUGAAACACCGAAGACAAAGACGAAGGUAAACGCUAGUCCUCGUAACGCUGUCACAAAAGAUGUUGACAAAAAGACAAAAGUUAAGGAAUCUCCUAAAGGAACUUUGAAUAGUCCUAAGCAGUCACUACCCGUACCGGAAACACCUAUGGUGGAGAAUGCAUCAAUAGAGUCUCCAAGAGCGGACUCGGUAGAAGAGAAUGAUGAAAAAAUAGUGGAAAUACCUAAACAGGAAAUAAUCAAAGAGAUUUCUGAGACUGUAGAAAGGCCUGUUAGCGUAAGACCGAAAUCGGCAAGACCUCGCAGUUCGGAUAUCAGAAAGGAGAAAGUCAUAGUUCCAGAAAUACCUAAACCAGCACCUAAAGUACAGGAAAGUCCUAAAGAGGAACCACCCAAAGUGCCUGAAUUUAGACCUCGAAGUUCGCUUCUACGACCUCCUAGUGUUCGACCAUCAAGCGCUCGACCUGGAGCCCCAAGACUACGUUCAGAUUCGGCAUUGCCUAUAAGAGAGAUUGUGCCAUUGGGAAAAAUCAAUGUUAUCGUUGAAAACUUCGAUGGAAACAAUGCAAAAGAAGAAGACGAGGAGGAGACGGUUGUCGUAGAGACUGCCAAUGAUGAUCUGCAAGAUACUCAGCUUCUCGAAAAAAGCCUUGAUAUGCCUGCAGACAAAGGUCAUCUCGUGGAGCAAAUUUUGGAACAAAUUAAAGGACCUGAGCAGUUGGAAGAACAUGUCAAAGGAACAACUAUAGAUUGGCAACAAGACAGUGGCAGAGGAAGAGACGCGACGACCAAAGAAAUAAACCAACUGCGAGGUUCCAUUCAGUCUCUAACUAGGACCGCAAAUCCUCUCGGAAAAUUGAUGAGUUAUCUGCACGAGGAUGUUGAAGCGAUGCACGCGGAAUUGGCUUCCUGGACCGCCAUGAAGCAACAGUUUACAUUAGAAAUUUCCAAGCAGAAAAGGCUAAACAGCGAGUCCAACCAACCUCUUCUGAAACAGCUUAAGGAUCUGGAAGAUAACAUCAGGAAGCAGCGCGAAGAAAUCAGUUCUGUUAAGUAUAAUAUUCUGCGGAAUGACGAGAGGAUCAGGGAAUUGGUGGCUAAGCAGGUGGAUGUCAAUUAAAAUUGAUUGAUUAUUUUUAAAAAUAUCUUCUUAUAUUGAUAAUAACAAAGUGGAGGAACAGAUUAGAAAGCUACUUUAUACACUAAACAAAUAUACAAAAAUAAUAUGUCCUGUUUACAUAAAAUUAAUAGAGAAACAUAGUCAAUGCAUAUUUAGUAUCGACAGUUGCACAGAUAUGUAUGUAUUUAAUAUAACAAUAAUUAAAAUAUAUAAUUAACACUACAUAAUAGCAUAUUCCGACAAACAAAACUCAUCUCUAACAAUUUUACUUAAUUUACACACACAGUGAGAAAGAGUACAGGGAUUUAGCAACAAGAUUCCACAGUACGUUGAAUACAGACAGCAAAUAAUUUAUCGUAAUCCAGAAUCAAUUGAUUUGAAAAAUAAAGAGAAUGUUAAUAACUUUUCGAUGAAAUAGUUGUAUUUUAUAGAGCUCAUUUCAAAGUAUCAAUAGAAAAAUAAAUUUUAAAUAAUUAGG